UGCCAUUUACCCUGUUGGUGCCGUCGCUAGCUUACCGUACACCCGCGGCAUACCUGUCCCUCUCCCAAUUCGUUCUCAUCCAAUCUCCCAGUUCCAGUUCCAGUUCCAGCAGCUCAUAGCUCGUCAAUGGCCGAUGGCGGAAUCGAGGAGAAGAGUCCUCUGGAACCACCGCCCCUACGUCCUCCUCCUUUCCUUGAGGUUGUCUGCAGAAGUUCUGGAAGUAUAAGGCGAUUCGCUGCUGGUACAGACGCUGGAUUUGCCUUGUCUUUGAUCAAUCGAAAGCUUGGUUUAGGGAUUCCACUUGCUUCACAUAUUGAGGCUGUUAAAGAAGGGGAAGAACCUGUCAGUUUUGGUCCUACUUCAGUUCUCGCCGACUAUGGAGAGGGUUGGACAUUGCAGACGGUUGUGGAAGAAGGUCAUGGGAAAGGGAAGAAAGCGGAUCAACCAUCACCAGAACAUGUUCCUAUUGCAAUGAAAUCAGAUGGUUUACAUCCUGCAAGGAGAUCUCCUAGAGAGUCUAAACCAAAGAACACUUCUCUGUACAUUGGAAGGAUAGUGCUUGCUUUUGUUAUAAUGUUUGUCUUUGGUGCAAUGUUCACCUUACUUCUAGAAAAUCUUCCCAGGAUAAUCCUUUCUCUAACACAAUUUAUGUAGAAUUCAGAUCUGACUUCACAACCUAAUCAUUCAGAGAACAGAGAAUACUGGUUUCCAUUGUAUUUUUUUUCUUUCUCUAAUUCACCCCCCCCCCCAACAACCCCCAUCUCUUUCCUUUAAGUUGCUCUUCAUUGAUGAAAAUGUGGUCAAAGAAAACAUCUGCAUUCAUGAGUUGGUUCUGAAUACUUUUUUCUGUAAAAUAUUCAUAUAAAUACAUAAGAUACUCUGUUUUCAGGUA
Messenger RNA from Macadamia integrifolia, 892 nucleotides. RefSeq lists its product as uncharacterized. The transcript is spliced from 4 exons. The record is from RefSeq and is a predicted model, not a curated record. Lineage: Eukaryota; Viridiplantae; Streptophyta; Magnoliopsida; Proteales; Proteaceae. The coding region runs from base 127 to 654 and encodes 175 amino acids.